Messenger RNA from Cucurbita maxima (winter squash), 923 nucleotides. Its product is annotated as glutathione S-transferase U9-like. Gene Ontology annotation, cellular component: cytoplasm. Gene Ontology annotation, biological process: glutathione metabolic process. NCBI's taxonomy places the organism in Eukaryota, Viridiplantae, Streptophyta, Magnoliopsida, Cucurbitales, Cucurbitaceae. The record is from RefSeq and is a predicted model, not a curated record. Gene Ontology annotation, molecular function: glutathione transferase activity. The transcript is spliced from 2 exons. The coding region runs from base 57 to 767 and encodes 236 amino acids.
CAGUUUCAUUCAGUGAGCUGAUCAGAGAGAGAGAGAGGCAAAGAAGAAGACGAGAUAUGGGAGAGGAAAGCUCAUUGGUGCUUCAUGGAAUGUGGGCUAGUCCUUUCGGGAAAAGGGUGGAAUUUGCCCUUAAAAUCAAAGGCAUCCCUUUCGAAUAUGUGGAAGAAGAUCUGCAGAACAAGAACCCAUCAACCCUCCUGAAAUACAACCCUGUUUACAAGAAAGCCCCCGUGCUUGUCCACAAUGGCAACCCCAUUUCCGAAUCACUUGUGAUUCUCGAGUACAUAGAAGAAACGUGGAAAAAUCAUGGCCCUGCCCUUCUGCCUCAAGAUCCCUACGAACGAGCCCAGCUUCGGUUCUGGGCUGAUUUCAUUAACAAACAGUUGUUCGAGGCAUCGGUUAAGGUAGUGAUGGCGGCAGGGGAAGCACUAGAGAAGGCGAUUAAAGACUUGAGAGAGAAGCUCAAAGUGGUUGAAGAGCAUGGGGUUAAGAGGCUAUUGGGAGAUGGAAGUGGACCAUUUGCGAACGGACAGGAAGUGGGGUUUGUGGACAUAGUAAUGUGGUCUGUUCUUGGAGCUUACAAGAUCCACGAAGAGAUCUUGGGGGUCAAAAUUAUAGACGAAGAGGAGACCCCCGGCGUGGCCUCAUGGCUCAACUCCCUCAUACACCAUCCUCUUACCAAGGACAUCUUACCUUCAAAGGACAAGGUUGUGGGGCUUCUUCAGUACGUUAGGCACAGGCCCUUAAACUCCUCUGCUGCUGCUUGAUUCAUCCAUUUCCUCUCACUGCUGUCUUCUUAUUUAAAUUAAGUGUUGCCUCUGCUGUGUCGUUGUCGUUUUGUUUCACUCUGUUCAAUAAGGAUUUGUACUUGUAGUGUGCCAACUUACUCUAAUGGAGCCCAUGAGGGGCAAAAUUAUCUACUA